Messenger RNA from Nannizzia gypsea CBS 118893, 1890 nucleotides. Its product is annotated as ADP-ribosylation factor-binding protein GGA2. NCBI's taxonomy places the organism in Eukaryota, Fungi, Ascomycota, Eurotiomycetes, Onygenales, Arthrodermataceae. The coding region runs from base 1 to 1890 and encodes 629 amino acids. Gene Ontology annotation, biological process: protein transport to vacuole involved in ubiquitin-dependent protein catabolic process via the multivesicular body sorting pathway; Golgi to endosome transport; Golgi to vacuole transport. Gene Ontology annotation, molecular function: phosphatidylinositol binding; ubiquitin binding. The transcript has 8 exons. The record is from RefSeq and is a predicted model, not a curated record. Gene Ontology annotation, cellular component: trans-Golgi network.
AUGGCGGCUAGGGACCGCUUCAGCGCCUACCUGGAGCCACCCGCACAGUCGACGCUACAGCGAUAUAUCCAUAAUGCGUGCGACCCCCAGAACUACGAACCGAACCUCGCCCUAAACCUAGAGGUGGUGGAUUUGAUCAAUACAAAGAGGGGAAAUGCGCCUCGUGAAGCAGCAAUGACCAUUGUCCAGUUGAUAAACUCUCGGAAUGCGAAUGUUGCGAUGUUAGCCCUCGCUUUGCUCGACAUAUGCGUGAAAAAUUGUGGAUAUCCCUUUCACCUUCAGAUCAGUACAAAGGAGUUCUUGAACGAAUUAGUUCGUCGAUUCCCUGAACGGCCGCCUAUUCGGCCGUCGAGAGCGCAGCAGAGGAUUCUCGAGUCUAUUGAAGAAUGGAGACAGACGAUAUGCCAGACCUCAAGGUACAAGGAUGACCUGGGAUUCAUCCGUGACAUGCACCGCCUCCUCCUCUACAAGGGCUACAUGUUUCCAGAGAUCCGACGUGAAGAUGCUGCCGUUCUGAACCCAAGCGAUAACCUCCAAUCUGCAGAGGAGAUGGAAGAGGAAGAGAAGAUCGCUCAGUCAGCAAAGCUCCAAGAGCUAAUACGCAGAGGGAACCCGGAUGACCUUCGAGAAGCCAACAGACUAAUGAAAAUAAUGGCAGGAUAUGAUACACGACAUCGGACAGACUAUCGAGCAAAGGCGGCAGAGGAGGUUUCGAGGGUUCAGGAGAAGGCCAAGCUUCUUGAAGAGAUGCUAGAGAAUUUCAAGCCUGGCGACAAGUUAGCGGAGGGUGACGUCUAUGAGGAACUAGCCAGUGCUCUUCAAAACGCACAUCCAAAGAUACAAAAGAUGUGUGAGGAUGAGUCGGACGACAACGAGGCUGUAUCAAAACUACUGGAGAUCAAUGAUAGUAUACACCGAACGGUGCAAAGGUAUAAGUUGAUCAAGGCCGGAGAUGUAGCUGGAGCAUCCAAUAUACCUAAAGGUACUCUAGGGACGAGCACGGGUGUGAAAAAGAAUGCUGCCAACGAGCUAUCUUUGAUCGAUUUUGGAGGCGAGGAAGAGCAACUGUCUGCGCCUUCUAACGGCAAUACAGCUGCUAAAGCACCUGCUGCUUCUACACUUGAGGGUGACUUACUAGGUCUCUCCUUCCAAGACGAACCUCAGGGAAGUGUUGCGCUUCCUCUGGGUCCAUCUGAUGAAGGCCCUGGCUCAGCCUCAAUUCCAAAGCCGUCACCAGCACCUUCCACCUCAACACCUACGCCUCUACCAGCUGACCCGUUUGCCGCCAUCACCUCUGGCGGAUCACGGACAUCUUCACCGUUCAACAAACUACAAAGUUCAGCUUCUUCAAACGCUGCAUCUUCUUCACUAUUAGACCUAAGCCAGCUAACGUCGGGGGCUUCAGCUUCAAACCUUCGUGGCUCAUAUUCGCCUCAACAACCCACCCAAGGGAAACAAAUGACGCCAGCCCAGGCAGCUGAACCAGACGACGAAUGGACCUUUUCAUCUGCUCUUCCAGAGGAAACUUUACCCUCACAGAAUACCAUAGAAGUUCUCAAUACCGCCAUAGGCAUAAAAAUGCAGGUGAAACGUUUUCCCGGAGAGAAUAAAAUACAUGGUCUUGUAUCAUUCUCCAACAAUACACCGCACGCUAUUUCAGAAUUACACUUCCAGAUAGCCAUAGAGAAGGCUUAUUCCUUACAGCUCCGGCCUCAAUCUGGCAGAGAUAUUGCGCCGUAUCAGAAGAUUGGGGUUCAGCAGCAGCUCCAGAUGGACGGGGUUCAGCCAGGCAAGGGGAACUCGGUCAGGCUUCGGUAUAAGGUAUCCUUCAAGGUUGGACAAGAACUAAAUGAGAGUGAUGGAUUGGUGCCAUCAUUAGGCAUUUCGUAA